Amblyraja radiata (thorny skate) is the source of this 881-nucleotide messenger RNA. Its product is annotated as coagulation factor X-like. Gene Ontology annotation, cellular component: extracellular region. The transcript is spliced from 5 exons. Gene Ontology annotation, molecular function: calcium ion binding. The record is from RefSeq and is a predicted model, not a curated record. NCBI's taxonomy places the organism in Eukaryota, Metazoa, Chordata, Chondrichthyes, Rajiformes, Rajidae. The coding region runs from base 102 to 656 and encodes 184 amino acids.
GACCAGUGGCCUCACUGACAAACUAUUGAUCAGCAUCCGUUUCAAAACCAUUCCUCGCGAAUCCUCCGUCGUCUUUCACAGCCCGAGGAAAAGAUUUAGGAAUGAACAUGAAUGCAAGGGUGAAAAGCAGAGAAGUCAUCAUCCUGCUUUACCUGUGUGGACAGGUGAACUGCUUGUUCGUGCAGAAGCCGGUGGCCAACAGCUUCCUGUCGCGGGCGCGCAGAGCUAACGCGGGUCUGGAGGAGUUGCUAGGCAACGACCUGCAGAGGGAAUGCUUCGAGGAGACGUGCUCCAAGGAAGAGGCCCGGGAGUUUUUCAAAGAUGAUCAAAAAACGGAGGACUUCUGGAAACGGUAUAAAGGUUCCCCAAUGCUGGAAAAUGUUCCAGAGGAGCAUGGUGACCAUACCAAGCUAGCGCUGAACUCCACACUGUCGACAAACACCACAGAGGGAGGGGGCGGACCGACCGUGUCUCCUCCGCUUGAGCAGGCUUUCUCCUGGAGUGAAUGUGACGUGAAGUCCAUCCUCACGUUGGGAAGGCAAAUCCUUGAAAUGCAAGAGCAAGUCAUCGAGUGUCGCCGGAAACUAAUUGAUCACAAAGAGAGACUGGUCAACAAAGUACAGAAUCUCUUACACCAUUCAGCCUGGUCGCAUUGAUCAAACUGAUUCCAUAUUUACACCACUGGGUAAUUAGAAUGCAAAUUACAUCAACAUAUUCAGUUUGGAGUAAACUGAAACAUUAAAAUGUCACCUUUGCUAUUAAAAGCUCAGCACUAUGUAACAUUUUAGUCAAUCAGUCACAUUGGAAUAAUACUUGUCAUACUUGGUGUACAGGACAUAGUUUGUGUCACAGAAAUUAAACGGCAAUCAUAUAUCAUGAAA